AAUAGCCUUCAUUCGCACAAGUCAAAGGUUCGCUCUCUUUCUUGGCUCUUUCAAGUCGCUCUUCAUUUCGUCCGGCUGUGCUUACUGUCCGAUCGCUUUUCUGCUUUGCUGUUUCGCCAAAGUUCAAUUACAAAUUUUAAUGGUAUUUUAGUUAAAAAAAAGUUUGGUUAUUUUUGAGUUUUUUCUCGAAAUUUUGACUCUUUUGGUUUUUGGAUUUUCUCUGUAGUUGUUGGUAUUUGUUGUUGCAGUUGCCUUGUAUAUGUUUCAAGUGUUAUUGGUUGAACGUCAAUUGUUGCAAUGCGCAUCAGUUUUUUGGAAUCAUAUAAAUUACAAUUGUAGCCAUUGAUUUGGCAUCAGUUUGUGACUUGCUCUUCCCCACAAAGCUUCCUUUGCCGCUAUAUAGUGCACCGUUCCGGUAGAUAAAGAAGAAGUGUUAUACAGUUUGGAAUACUUUCAAAUUUUUCUUCAAAGGAUUUGCAGCCUUUAAUUUGAUAGUGUUUUUGUUUAUUGUGCAUAAUGCGAGUAUUCGUGCUAGUUAGCUGCUUGAUUGCGGGCGCUUUGGCGCGUCCUGAGGCGCCGAUUGUAGGUUACACCUACAAUGGACUACUGCAGAAUACUGUCUCACUGCACCAGCAACUGCCCUCUGAGCAUGCCUUUGGCGAUUUUGCCGCGCCACCACCGACUACUUAUGGCACUCUGCCCACUAGCGAGAUCGCAUUGAACAACAUUGAGCAGCCAGCCGAAGCAGCCGGACCCGAAGAUGCCAAUCAGCAGCAAUACCAAUCGGUUCAACCACUGCCACUCGAUCAGCAAGACUCCUACAAUGCCGCCUACCAACAGUCGAGCAUAGCACAAGAGGGCGGUUACGCUUACGCAUCACAGCCGACCACCGUACACAAACAUGUGUACGUACAUGUGCCACCCAAGGAUUUCGAGGAUGAGGAUGUGAUCGAGACACGCUUGCGUCAUGCACCAGCCGCCAAGCAAAAGCAUUACAAAAUCGUUUUCAUUAAGGCGCCAGCACCACCAUCCAUCCGUUCCCCAGUUGUACCACCACCACCACAAAACGAAGAGAAAACACUGAUUUAUGUGUUGCACAAGAAACCCGAAGCCACCAAGGAUAUUGUUAUACCCACUGCUGCACCAACCAAACCUUCCAAACCGGAAGUCUAUUUCAUCAAGUACAAGACCAAGAAGGGGGAAGCUCCUGUUUAUGGACCACCACCACAACAGCAACUACAGCAACAACAAAAUGAUAUUACCAAUGAUAACGUCAAUGGCAACAACAACAUUAUCGCUGCCGAUAUGGAUCCUCGUCAUGCUGAUGUGCCUGUCGGUGAGUAUGCCGCUCCUGCAGGUGAUGACUUCUCUGCUGAUCUCACUGCGCCACUUACCACGAUUCAGCCUGCAUUAGAGUUGGAGCAGCCGCAAUCGCACGACCAGCCGCCACAGUUCGUAAACGAUUUGCCCGCCGAGUCCUUCGACUUGCCAACUGCAUUGCCCUUCGUCGCCAGCGAACAACCCCAGCCCACCGUUCAGGUGCCCAGCAACCAAUACUUGGCUCCGGCACCCAUGGCACCCAUCGUAGUGGAAGAGCCAACACACUUGCCAUCGUCCAGCUAUGGACCACCCAGCAACCGCUUCUUCCUGAAGAAGAAGUAAACAAUGUUAGUUGGUAAACAGUAAGCGGGAGCACCGGGGUGCUCCAAAAUCUAGUAAAUUUACACAAGCAUAUUUAGUAUAAUAGUCACCGAAGCGAGAAUAGCGGAAAAAAGAUUUUGGUCAUCAGUUGGCCAUUUACACACUCAUACUCAUACGCGUCAACAUACAGCACAUGUUAAACUUUAAAUGCACUUAACGUACUUAUACAUCCGUACAUACAUACGCGUUAAAUAAUUAUGUUUGAUUUUGUUUUAUGUUUUUUAAUUAAUUUUAAUGUCUAUAAAGUUUUAGUACAUAAUAAACCAAUUUGUUAUAUAAAUGAAAUCGGCUGAGUUUACGCUUGUGAAAUGCUACAAAAGUAGUACAAAGUGAAAGGUAAUAUUGUGUCGGAUGUUCAGCUUAAAAUAAACGAAAAA
Molecule: messenger RNA, 2078 nt
Organism: Bactrocera oleae (olive fruit fly)
Lineage: Eukaryota; Metazoa; Arthropoda; Insecta; Diptera; Tephritidae
Gene: TwdlC
Product: TweedleC
Source: RefSeq, a predicted model, not a curated record